This is a messenger RNA of Papilio machaon (common yellow swallowtail), 6267 nucleotides long. RefSeq names its product E3 ubiquitin-protein ligase Ubr3 (gene Ubr3). Gene Ontology annotation, molecular function: zinc ion binding; ubiquitin protein ligase activity. Gene Ontology annotation, biological process: protein ubiquitination; ubiquitin-dependent protein catabolic process via the N-end rule pathway. Gene Ontology annotation, cellular component: cytoplasm; ubiquitin ligase complex. The transcript is spliced from 31 exons. Lineage: Eukaryota; Metazoa; Arthropoda; Insecta; Lepidoptera; Papilionidae. Bases 287 to 6115 code for a protein of 1942 amino acids. The record is from RefSeq and is a predicted model, not a curated record.
CUGCAUUACUCUAUUAUUAUUUUUAAUUGUUAAAUUUAAUAAAUUUUCGUUCGUACGUGCUAGUUUUAACGCUAUUUCUUUUGUUUUAAAAGGUUUUGUGUGUUGCUUAAACUCUGAUGAUUUUUAUGCUUUUAAAACAUGUUUGACCGCGGAUGCGUUACGAGCCGCAGUUCAUUGCCUUAUGUAAAACUGGAAAUGGUGUUUCUUCCGUGAGUGACCGAAAUAUAUAGUGACUUAUGUGUUCGGUGUUUAGGUCGAAACCAGUGAUAGUGAAUAGUGUAUUAAAAUGUCUAAUUCGACAGCCCAAGUGUUAAUGAAGAAAGGCAAAAGGGGGGCAGCUUCGUACAUACAUGCGGACUGCGCCAGUGGGUCGCCCCAGCACUUGGGGCCACUUUUGGACGUGCUGCUGAACCCUAGCAAGGCUAUUGACGAAUGGGAAACGAUAGAUUGGUGUCGUUGGCUGUUGGCUGGUGGCAGAACACCCGAUGAAUUCGCGGCAGUUGUGCGGAGUUAUGACAAGCACGACAAAUGCGGUCUGGUUUGGAUACCGCGCGUGGUGGCGUACCGCUGCCGUACGUGUGGCAUCUCCCCCUGCAUGUCCAUCUGCAGGGAUUGCUUCCACCGCGGCGACCACUCCACACACGACUUCAACAUGUUCCUCUCACAAGCGGGAGGGGCUUGCGACUGUGGGGAUAAUUCGGUUAUGAAAGAGGAUGGGUUUUGCAGUAACCAUGGCAACAAGUGUCCGCGAACGGGUGCGGCGCCCGCCGAGCUGAUGUGUGUGGCGGAGGCCAUGAUGCCCAGACUCAUACUGCGAUUGCUGCAGCACUUUAGAGAGAACAGUUGGGGUACACAAACCACAUCGGACAGUUAUCGUAUUGCGGUGCAAGAGUGCGAGGGUUAUGUCCAAAUGCUGAUGGAGUUCAACAAUAUGGGCGACCUCAUGCGCUCCGCUAUGACAAAAGCACUUAUAAAUCCACAGAUGUACCGUAACCUGGUGGAGCCGCCGUUUCCGGAUACGGAGUACGGGCGCUACAUGGCCGAGUCCAGUAAGAUGUACGAGAAGGCUAUCGAGUCCUUCCCCGCGCCGGAGCCACCUGACGAAUAUCGCCAUCUACCGGCAUUAGCUCCUCGGCUGCAGCACAACACACUUCUGGAUGAGUUCAUAUUCUGGACAUUCAAGUACGAGUUCCCUCAGAACGUAGUCUGCUUUUUGCUCAACAUGUUGCCCGAUCAAGACUAUAAGGAGCAUUUAACUCGUACAUUUGUGAUGCAUUACGCUCGUAUACCGCUCGUACUAGAAAGCGCAGCAGACCCGGACACAUUGUCCAACAGAGUAGUGCACAUGUCAGUACAAUUAUUCUCUAAUGAGGCGCUGGCAUUACGCUGUGUACAACAACUUCAUCUACUCCAUGUCAUGGUGUUAUCACUGAGGCUGAUGAUGGGCCGCAUCCUCGUCCGCAACUCCCUGCAUGAUCCUGAUGCGAAUCUACAUCGUGUGAUUGACUGCACUCGAAGAGUUAUGAAGGAGCAUUGCUAUUGGCCGCUGGUUUCUGACUUCAAUAAUGUAUUAAGUCAUAAAAGUGUGGCAUUGCUGUUUCUACAAGAUGAUGCGCUUGUGGAUAUGUGGUUCGAGUUUCUUUCAAUGUUGCAAGGCAUGAACGUAAACGUACGUGAAACUGGUGGUCACAUAGAAUUCGAACCGUCCUCGUACUACGCGGCGUUCUCCUGCGAGCUGGAGGCUGCGGCGUACCCGAUGUGGUCAGUGCUCGGCCAUCUGUCGGAGCCUGCGCACGCGCCGCUCGCACGUCGCAUGGUGGCCGCCGCACUCGCAUAUCUACGCGACUGGCUCGACGCUGUUAAUUUUACAACGCCGCAUAUGCAUCGGACGGAGGCCAUGCACGCGUCAUUCCACUUCCCGCUGCACCGCUACCUGGCGGCCUUCCUCUGCGCCGGAGUGCGCUGUCUCGGCCUGCGCGCCGCCGACCUCUUGCCCUCGCAGGACCUGCUGGCGCUGCUCGCCGCCCACCCGCUCAGAGUGCAGAGUCUGUUCUACGAGAUCCUGGCGGGUGUGUGGGUGCGCAACGGGCUGCAGAUCAAAGGGCAGGCGAUGACGUACAUUCAGGCCAACUUCUGCAACUCCAUGGUGGAUAUGGACAUCUACUGGCUACAGAUAUGCGCAGCUCAUUUGCCCGCUGAUCAGUUCCUCGAUAUGUGUAUUGAUAUGUUCGGUGUACGUGAAUGGCUGAGCAUGACGCCGCUGUCGCCGGCUCAAGCGGCCGAGCAAGACGCCAUGCUGGAGGGCCUGCUCACCUUCCUCGCUAUACUCGUAUCCUCCAGAACUAAUUUAGGUAACGACGAGCUGACGCAAUCCCGGCUGGAGGUGAGCACUUUGCUGGCUGCGGGUGACAAGACGCACUCGCAGCUGCUGGAGCUGAUGCCGGAGCGCUCCGGUAACGCGCACACCAGGAACUUUGAGAGCGUACUCAAAGAGUUGUCGACGUAUCGUCCGCCGCCGAAGGGGUCCGAGAACCUGGAACAGGGUCUGUUUGUGCCCAAGCCUGUGGUGUGGGAGCAGCACUAUGACCCCCUGCACGUGCUGCGUCGCGCCGUACACCGCAGGGACUUCCACUCCUCCAUGGACAGAUUCACCGCAUACGUACGGGAAAAGCAAAAGGCGGAGGGAGGUGGCAGUGGUGGCGCAGCAAGCAGUCCUAGCAGUGCGGCCAGCUCGGCGGGGACGAGCUCGGCGAGCGGCUCGGGCACGCUGUGGCCACCGCUCCGACCUGCGCAGGCGCCGCCCGCAGCCGCCGGCGACCCUAGACUCAUCUGUCUCUCCGGAGUGCUGCACGGUGCUCUGCUGGCGGUGCUGCACCGCGGCGUGCGGCGACGGGACGGUGCGGGGGGUGCGGGCGGGGCGGGGGGCGCGGCGCCGCCGGACCACGUGCUGGCGCUCGCUGUCUACCUGCUGGCUGUGGCCGCGGACCUCGCCACACCGCAGCGCGCUCACGAUCGUUCAGUGUGCGUGGCGCACAGUGAGGGCGGGUCGCGUGCACGUUGUGUACGUGGAGUACCAUUGCUGCGUGCGUUCGCUGGCGGCGCGCUGUGUGACAACGCACGCACUGUGGUCACUGCUGUACCCCCACUGCACCGACCACAAGCACGACCACAUCUCUACCCCAGACAUGCCUCCACAUAUCACUCCGACAGUGAUACAGAAUGGGAGCCUUCAGAAUCGGAAGCGGGGAGACUGCCUCCACCCAAUAAGUCUGUGUCCUUACCAGCGACUAGCACUGCUUUAGCUGUACCUACCGCCAUGCAGAUGGCGCGAUUGGUGCAUAGAAACUCAGUUCCCGAUGACCAAUCAGAUGCCGGCGGUGAUUCAACAGAAGUACGAGCGUUAGAGAGUGGAAGUGGAGAAAGUCAAGCUCUGGUGCUGCAGACCCUGACCGAUUCUGACAUGGACUCCGACAACCAAAUGACCCUGGCGAUACCCACACAGAGUGAUCUGGACACACCUCCAGUUCCCAUUGAAUAUGAUACAACAGACCCUUUGGAGACUCACUGGCAGGCGCUGCCCGCGCCCCCCGCCGCGCCCUCCCCACCAGUACCCUCCUCCGCAGACACACAGAUGCAAGUACACAAUCAACAACCGGACGAAUCUAUCCCAGUGAACGAAUCUAUUAUAUCUUUACUGCUCAAAUUGCACUCGCAAAUGUCUGGAAGAUUGGAUUCAUUUUCUUUGGAAGAACCUGCGCCAGCGUCACAGGAACCUAUCGGCGAUGGUCCAUAUUUCAUAGGUCAAGUGUUACGUAAGCUGGCUGCGCUGGACGCGCGCUGCGCCGCCGCCGUGCAGCAUGUACGCCGAACUCUCUGGCCUCACCAGCGAGAGCGGCAAGCGGAGCAGCGUGCUAGGGAGCGUCGCGAGAAGGAGGAGCGUUCUCGUCGCGCCCGCGAGCGCCAGCAGGCGGUGAUGCGAGAGUUCGCGCGACGUCAGCAGCAGUUCCUGUCUGCGAUGAGAGCUGAGGCCGGCGACGCCAUGGACUGGGAGGACGAGCAGCCGGCGCGAGACUACGACUGUGUCAUCUGCAACACCACCGCCCCCGCCACACACCACGACCCUAUAGGACUCGUCGUCCUGCUGCAGUCAACAUCGGUGCUGGGUCACCGACGUCGCGCCGGCAGUGGUGGUGCGCGGCUGGCGCUGUGCGAGGCGGAGCGCGCGCGGCUGGCCGGACAGCGCGAGCUCACCGCCGCCGCGCACCACUAUCGCCUGCACGAUGACCUGCACCAGCACUUCGACCAGGAGUCGUGGGUGGUGAGCGUGAGCGUAGGGUGGGAGGGUGGUGUGCACGCGCAGUCGUGCGGCCACCACCUGCACUUGCGCUGUCUGCGCGCGUACCUGCGCUCGCUGGCCGCGCCCCGCCCCCACAACCUACAUGUGGAGCGCGGCGAGUUCCUCUGCCCCGUGUGCCGCCAGCUCGCCAACAGCGUGCUGCCGCUCGCACCAGCACCGCCCCGCUCCUCAACCACGCCCUCACCCGCCUCCCCCACCUCCCCCGCCUCGCCACUCGCUCCACCCGCACCACCCUCACAAGUUGAACAGAUACUGGACAUGCUCGAACGCGAACAUCCACCCCCGAGCCCCUCGCGUCUGUCGGAGGCGAUGGGCAAAGCGAUGGAGGACAUGACGGCGAUGGCGGGCGGCAAGCUGAAACAGCGCUACGGCUCCUCGCCCGCGGCCAUCUUUACAUUCGUGGCGUCCCUCGUGCGCAGCAACGUGGAGUGCGAGCUGGUGCAGCGCGGCGGUGCUCUGCUGCGACACCCCGCGCCGCGGUACAAACCACGAGAUGACUGCAUCGUGCCAUUGAUGGCGGUGGCUGGAGCACACGCGCGUGCACUAGCGGCAGCUGGUGCAGCGCUAGGUGCCGCCAACACGUGGCGCGCGCUGCGGCCCGCUCCGCAGGGUGGUGCGGGGAGUGCGGGGCAGGGCGGGGGCGCAGUGGCCGCCGCGCCCGGCGCCGCCAGCCGGCCCGUGCCGCUGCUGCUGCGCGACCCCCUGGCGCUGCUCAUGCACCUGCUGCUGCUGGCACCACACACCGCGCCCUAUCUAGAGAUACAACAUUUUACGUGCAUAGUGAGCUCGCUGUACGCGCUGACGUACUACCAAGUGGUGUGUCAGCUGCUCGCCGGUGGUGAGGCGGGGCUGUGUGAGGCGGGGGCGGGGCCGGGCGAAGCGGAGGCGGAGGGCGGGGCCGGGUGCGCGGUGCGGGCCGCCGCGCGCCUCAUGCUGCCGGCGCUGGCGGGUGCCGCGCUGCUCGACGACGACGCGCCCCCGACCACGCAUCAGGCCGCCAGACCGCUCGAUGUCGACCUGCUAGAGGCGCAGGUUCAAGAGCUCCUCCUCCCGUUCCUUCGUAUAUCCGCACUGUUGCGGAAGCACAUCUACGGCCAGCCGUUGCCCGACAUCGACAACGCGCAAGAGGAGUUCCCGCAGCUGGUGCAGUACCUGGACCUGGUGCAAGGAGGUAUAGGUGGGGAGGUGCGAGCCGCCUCGGCGCUGCACGAGGACGCGCCUCAAGCUGCGCGCGCAUGGGCACGCCAGCUCGCCGCCGCCGCUACUGGCGGACAGCUCGCUAUACGUCGUGUGAUCCGGUCGCUUCACGUGUCGUGGUGUCAGCCUGCACUACUGGCUUUGCCGCGCGACUACGACCGCCUGUUCACGUACUACCACGAGCGCGUGUGCCUGCAGUGCGGCGCCGUGCCCAAGGAGGCCUCCGUCUGUCUACUUUGUGGUACCCUCGUCUGUCUCAAACAGGCCUGCUGCCGCCGACAUCAGGUCGCCGAGGCUGUACAGCACGCGAUGGAGUGUGGAGGUGGCACGGGCAUCUUCCUGGUGGUGACUUCGACGUAUAUAAUUGUGAUCCGCGGGAGACGCGCCUGUCUGUGGGGCUCUCUGUACCUCGAUGACUACGACGAGGAGGACCGGGACCUGAAGCGUGGCAAGCCGCUCUACCUCAGCCAGGACCGGCUGGAGCUGCUGCAGGCGCAGUGGCUCGCGCACCGCUUCGACCACACCAAGCGCACCUGGGUCUGGCAUCGUGACUCGCUAUGAGGUACAGACUUCAAAGAAGAUUCUCAGUACAUAAGACAAUUUGUCGCAAAUGUCUCCACGUCCCUAAAUAUUUAUUGCUUACUAACACGUUACUGUGUCUCCACUGUUGUGAUACAUGUAUAACAACAAGUUCUCAUCUUUGAAGAAAAUAU